Oldenlandia corymbosa var. corymbosa is the source of this 1850-nucleotide messenger RNA. The record is from the annotation of a GenBank genome assembly. Lineage: Eukaryota; Viridiplantae; Streptophyta; Magnoliopsida; Gentianales; Rubiaceae.
UCCCAAGUCACAAGCAUGCAAACCACGAACACACCAUCCAAAUACCAAAAACAAUGGCAGCCAAACUCGAGUUCCUCCUUUUUUUCCUUAUAGCUCUCUCAUCUCUUUCUUCAUUCUUCUCACUGGCCAUUUCCUCCGGUGACCUCAACUGGUGGUGCGACAAAACUCCUUAUCCAAACGAAUGCAAACAGCACGUGGCAAAAGAUCAUAGUCAACAUUUCCGUUCCUUUCCGAAACAGAAACGCGAUUUCCGCAAGCUGGCGAUUCAAACCGCCUUGGAGAAUGCACUGAAAGCCGGAGCUCAUACAAAGAACCUCAAAUCCAGAUGCAAAACCGAGCGCGAAAAGUCCGCGUGGGCCGAUUGCGUGGAGCUCUACGAGAACACCGUUCUCCAGCUCAACCGGACCGUCGAUCCAAUCACAAAGUGUACCGAUUUCGAUACACAAACGUGGCUCAGCACCGCCUUGACUAACCUCGACACGUGCCGAACCGGGCUGAUCGAGCUCGGGGUUGCCGAUCAUUUCUUGCCCCUCAUGUCCAACAACGUGUCCAAAUUGAUAUGCAACACUUUGGCCCUCAACAACAACGGGUCCACGGAGAUGCAAACCGAUUACGAAAACGGUUUCCCGACUUGGGUUAAGCCCGGAGACCGGAAGCUGCUACAAUCGUCUACUGUUAGGCCCAGUGUUGUGGUGGCUCAAGAUGGUACGGGAAAUUAUAGGACUAUAAAGGCUGCGCUUGAUGCCGCAGCGAAAAGAAGCGGAAGCGGCAGGUUUGUUAUACAUAUAAAGAGGGGAGUUUACAGGGAAAACCUUGAGAUUGGGAAUAGCCUGAAGAAUAUCAUGUUGGUUGGAGAUGGAUUGCGUUAUACUAUUAUCACUGGCAGCCGAAGUGUUGUUGGAGGAUCCACCACCUUCAAUUCUGCUACUGUUGCUGUGACCGGCGAAGGGUUCAUUGCCCAGGGCAUUACUUUCCGUAACACGGCAGGCCCACAAAAUCACCAAGCCGUAGCACUCCGAUCCGGAUCAGAUCUCUCCGUAUUUUAUCGUUGCGGUUUCGAAGGAUAUCAAGACACUCUUUACGUCCAUUCCCAACGCCAAUUCUACAAAGAAUGCUACAUCUACGGAACCGUAGACUACAUAUUUGGAAACGCGGCUGUGGUUUUCCAAAACUGUAUGAUAUACUCCAGACGACCCAUGGCCGGACAGAAAAACACCGUAACAGCCCAAGGCCGAACCGACCCGAACCAAAACACGGGAAUCUCGAUCCACAACUCCCGAGUAAUGGCCGCACCCGACCUCAGCCCGGUGCUCAGCUCAUUCAAAACGUACUUGGGUAGACCAUGGAAGCAGUAUUCACGGACGGUUUUUCUUCAAUCGUAUUUUGAAUCUUUGGUCGACCCGGCUGGUUGGCUUGAAUGGGACGGUGAUUUUGCGCUCAACACGUUGUAUUAUGGUGAGUAUAAGAACUAUGGACCGGGUUCUUCUACGAGUAGAAGGGUUCAAUGGCGUGGUUACCGAGUCAUAACGAGUCCGUCUGAAGCCUCGCGUUUCUCCGUUGAAAAUUUCAUCGCCGGUCGCUCUUGGCUACCUGCUACCAAUGUGCCAUUCACUGCAGGUCUCUGAUUCGCUAGAGCCCACCAGAUUAUUUCCAUUUCAUUCAUUUUGUUGAUUAAUUAUGGUUUUGUCAAUUUCUCCCGUUCUUAUUGUUUGUUGAUUUCCAUCCAUUGGUUCAAAAUUGUAAAUUGUAAUAUUCUUCUGUCGAUUAUGUAAUUCAUCGAUAUGUCUUCAUAUUGUAAUUCAUGCACAUAUCAAAUACGAGUAUUCCAUACAAUAAUGAAAUUUGCUCCA